Messenger RNA from Daucus carota subsp. sativus, 1829 nucleotides. RefSeq names its product protein NODULATION SIGNALING PATHWAY 2-like. NCBI's taxonomy places the organism in Eukaryota, Viridiplantae, Streptophyta, Magnoliopsida, Apiales, Apiaceae. Gene Ontology annotation, biological process: regulation of DNA-templated transcription. Gene Ontology annotation, cellular component: nucleus. Gene Ontology annotation, molecular function: sequence-specific DNA binding; DNA-binding transcription factor activity. The coding region runs from base 89 to 1708 and encodes 539 amino acids. The transcript has a single exon. The record is from RefSeq and is a predicted model, not a curated record.
GUUCACCAUCUUCUAUAUAUAAACCAAUUAGACCUAUCCCCAAAUCAAGACUCCACUUCCACUUUUAAGUUAUCUCGAAAAAAAAAAAAUGAUGCAAUCUCAACUUUCUCUACCCUCUUGGGAACCAUAUAACACCAUGAACUUGACUCUUGAUCAAACAAUGCAAAUUUGCAUUAACAACCAUCAGUUUUCACCCUUAAUUACCAACAGUGAGGGUUCACUCACAAACUCAGACUCAUAUUUUCCAGGUUUUCUAUCCGAGGAGCUUGCUGAUUAUUCAUUUAUAGAUGAUCAGAUGCAAGACAUACUGCCAAGGGAGAAUAUUGCUAUGGAGAGCUUUGAAGCUAUUUCGAGUUAUGAGAUUGAGACUAUGUGUGGCUUGUUAGAUGGAAGUGACGGUAAGGAGAAUAUAUUGUCUCAACUUCCUGGGGAGGAACAAGAUUUCUGGAGUCCUGAUCUAUCUUCUAUGGAGCAAAAAGAUUUAUGGAGUCCUGAAUCUGAUCUCCUAAUAGAAUCAUAUAUCGGAACAGAAUGUUUGCAGUCAGAAAACCAGUCACUAAUAUUACCAAGUGAUGAUAUGGAAAUUGAUACCCAAUCAAGCCUCUGCCUCUUGCUAAAAGCUUAUGGCGAGGCUGUUGAUGAAGGGCAAUCACAACUUGCAGAGGUCAUAGUCAAACGCAUAAAUGAGAAGGUUAGCCCAGUAGGCGAGACACUUGAACGUGUAGCAUUCAGCCUAUUUCAGUCCAUGGAAAACCAAGGAAGCUACAUAAAGCAAGAAGCAAUCAAAAACCUCGAGGCAGCAUUUAAAGCAUUCUAUGAAAUCUUCCCAUAUGGGAGGUUUUCUCACUUUGCUGCCAACUCCGCCAUUCUUGAAGCUAUGCCAGAUAAUGCAGAGAUGAUACACAUAAUAGACUUUGACAUGGGAGCAGGAAUUCAGUGGCCUUCACUUAUUGAGGCUAUAAGUGGUCAAAACAAAGCACUAAAACUGACAUCAAUUAAAGUAGAGCAUGACUUUGCUUCUAAUCCAGCAAUAUGGAAAUUUGAGGAGGCUAAGUCGCGACUCUAUGAGUACGCUGGAUCUUUUGAUCUUAAUCUGAUUGUAGAGGAGAUUACAAUGGUUGAUUUGAUGAGAAAUGUAGAAAAUUUAAGGAGUUUGAACAGGAGAGAAUGGUUAGCUUUCAAUUGUAUAACUAACCUUCCGCACAUGGGGAGUAGGAGAAGCAGACGCGAUGUCCUGAAAUUUAUAACUGUAGCUCAGACAGUCUUAGCCAAUUCUGCAACCUAUAAAGGGAUGUUAACACUUGGCCUUGGGGAAGAUGUAAAUGUUAUGAAAAGUUUUCCAAAAUUCAGUUCGUACUUUUCUGAAAACUUGAGGCACUUCCAUGCACUGUAUGAAUCAAUGGAAUGCAGUUUUCCAGCUUAUUUUGCAGAAGGAAGAUUAGCCAUGGAAAGCCUUUUCCUCGCACCAUAUGUCUCUUCUCCCUCUUGCUUUCAGAGGUGGGAGGAGGAGAUACAGAAUGGCCCUGUAUCCAAGGCAAUAACUGGAUUACAAGGUUUAAAAGUGAGCCAACAGAACUUACUAGAAGCGAAAGAGAUGGCCAAGGAAGGAGAAACUUCAUAUGCCAUCAAAACUGAAGGCCUGAACGAGAAUGAAAUGAUUCUGGAAUGGAAAGGAAGUCCAUUAGUGAGAGUUUCAACAUGGAUGUGAAUAUCAGACUUAACUAAAUAGGGGGAUAAUACAACAGAUUAGUUUUUUCUCUUUUUUACUUUAGCUAUACCAGUAAAAAUUAUGGGCAUAUAUAAUAGAGCAGCAUAUCUUUGUUUUAUGA